AUACUAUUUUUGAGAAUGAACAUGGUGUGAGGAAGAAUAUAGCAAAAACGCUCCUUGAUAAAUACAAAACGGCAAGUAAACUUUUUUUUGCGGGUAGAACUAGUUUCUACUCUCGCAGGAGAUUUCACAACAGUCUUAGUGGCGUGACACGAACCUACUUGGUUGCUUGUCAUUCAAGGCUAAUCGCUGAGCCACAAAACUGGUGGCCUACUUGGUUGUCUGAUGUUCCGGAACCUAAAACCGAUCGUCAAACAGCAAGAAAGUGGGAGAAAGAACGAUCACGAAGGCAAGUUCAUAUUAACCAGCCAAUAAUUGCGGACAUCCAUGGGAAUGGGAAUAUAACCGGGAAUAUAGGGGAUGUCAAUGGCGGAACUUCUAAUAUAAUUAUGAAUAAAAGAGAUCAAGAAGAGGACGAUGAGAAACAAACAAAGCGAGUUCGUUUUAAUGAAGUAAAGUUAAAAAAGAAAUUAUCAAAAAGGGUCGCACCUGAGGAAACUCUCGAUUCUAUACUUAGUAGUCAAAAAAAAUGGAUUCUGCCCUCUGGGGAAAAUGUUGGUGACAUUAUUGCCAGAAACGUAUCUGCGAAUGCAAAAGCAAUUCAAAAAAAGAAGAAAACAUCAGCAAUAGAAAAAGCCACAUUACGUUACGGAUCAUCACGAAUAAUUGAUUUAUCAACAAGUAUGAAGGAUUGGUUCUCUGUUGAUGACAGGAAAUUCAUGAUUAAAAAUCACAAUGCUAUAUUACAAGUUCCUCGCAUGGCAGAUGAAGAAAUCUCAUUUGUAACUACAGUUGAGAAUUUGGUAUUUGAAGAAAAAGCGAAUGAGGCGUACAAGUUAUGUAUCGAGACGCACUUUAAUUCCAAGGAGAACAGCUACUUGUACAAACUUAGUAAAAUAUAUUGUGACUUAUGCAAAAAUCAGAAUGAUAUGUUGGAUUUUGGGCACACAGAAAUCGACAUAAUUAUGAAGUUAUUAACACCAUACUUUAUGCAUCAAAGGGGCGAGUCUUUUUGUCCAUUAACUAGAAGUAUAGAAUACAUCAAGGGUCGCAAAUGUGAUGUACGAUUUUUAUCAACAUCAGGAGUAGAUUUAGGAGAGUGGGAGUUCGCGUCAAUCUUAACAGCACAAAAGGCGAUUCGUGACCGUUGCCGAUCUGCUCGCAUAAACCAGUCGAUUUUAAAUGGCUUGUUAAAUCGUAACCUGAAUGAUGAACAGGCGAAAAAAAUCAAUGUUCCUUUUUUGCAGGUUGCCGGUACGAGUGGUCAAAUGUUGGUUGAAGAUCUAGUUGAGGGGUUUUAUGUUGUCUUUCCCGGAUCGACAUUUGAAUUUCCCACAAAACUGCAACAUAUCGAAAAUCUAAAGUUGGCUGUUAAUAUUAUCAAGUUUGUUAUGGAAAAGUACAACCAAACAAACAAGAUAGUGGAAAGUAAAGUAAGUACACAUAAUGCGCUUGAUGAUAUUUUCAGCAACAAUAGCGAUCCUGUGAAUAAACAUGUCCAUUGUAAAUCUGAAUAUAUUUUUAAACCAUGGUGGACGCCGAAAAGUAAUAAGUCAUAA
Funneliformis caledonium is the source of this 1556-nucleotide messenger RNA. The record is from the annotation of a GenBank genome assembly. NCBI's taxonomy places the organism in Eukaryota, Fungi, Glomeromycota, Glomeromycetes, Glomerales, Glomeraceae.